Messenger RNA from Entrophospora candida, 402 nucleotides. NCBI's taxonomy places the organism in Eukaryota, Fungi, Glomeromycota, Glomeromycetes, Entrophosporales, Entrophosporaceae. The record is from the annotation of a GenBank genome assembly.
AUGAAGUACCAGUACAAAGAACUAACUGACAAAGAAAUCGUUAGAACAGUGGGGCCAAAUCCUGAAGUUGAGAAUGCUGAUGAAGAGAAAGAAGUGGAAACAGAAAAAAAGGAAUUUAUGAAACAUAGAAAUUUUGAUGAUGAUGAAUAUGAGCCUAUUGCAAAUAUAGAGAAAAUGAUGCUAGAUGACCGGAGACCUCCUUAUGAAGUUAUUCUUAAUAUCAUUUUUUCUGAACAAAACAUCAAAACCAAAUCAUUGUAUAAUGAUCUGUACAACCCUCUCCUAUCUUUCAACAUUGACUUUACGAGUUUGUUGGAUAAGAAUCAUAACCAAGAGUAUGAGUUUUUGAUGGAUCUCAAAAAGAAUUUAGCUGUAUUGAUAUUAAUGAAGACAAAAAUUUGA